Ciona intestinalis (vase tunicate) is the source of this 748-nucleotide messenger RNA. The record is from RefSeq and is a predicted model, not a curated record. Lineage: Eukaryota; Metazoa; Chordata; Ascidiacea; Phlebobranchia; Cionidae.
AAGCUCGACGCUUUGAACGCGUGAUCUUUUGACAAAUUCCAUCAUCAGCAGAAACAGCUAGCGGAAUUGGAGCACAAGGUUAAUCCAACCGUGCAGAGCGAUUUACUUAGCUUGCGUUUUGCAAGGAAAAGCUUCAUUUGGAGUCAACAGGACUAAGCUAUCAACCGAUCAAAAUGAAAACGUUCUGUGUUGUUACAAUUGUACUUGUGCUUGCAUCGGUGUGUGUUGAUGCCCGUGGAAACCGCCAUCAUGGAGGAUUGAUGGGAACUGGGGUGCCAAGGUGCCUGAAAACGUGCAAAGAUGAUUGCACGGAAAUGAAACCUUGCGCUUUAGCUACAUGUCCUUCUGUCUGCCACGCAACUCGCGAAGCGGCCGAAGGCAGUGGCGCUAAUCGCUGCAUGAUCAGGUGCGGGUUGACUCAAUGUUUGCCGAGAUUCCCAAGCUGUAAAGCGUGCGUCGCCCGUUGCGCUGCACCGGUUACCGCAUGCAAGCGAAGCAGUUGUGCAUCUGAGUGCCCAGCCGGGAUGACCAUACCUGAGCACAUGCAACUAAGUGGAUGCGUUCGUUGCAUGAAACGUAAUUGCAGAAAUAUAAUGAAUGGGAACUAGUGGAUACGACUAGAUUCUGACGAUCACCCCCCAAAAAAAUAUACCCACUAACCUAAAAUACUAACAAUUUGUAAGUGAUCUGUCGUAGAGUGUGAAAUAUAACUCGUUAAAGAAAACUAAUAAAAUUGCAUUCUAACAUA